AUGUAUUGGAAAGUUCGCGAUAUCGUUGCCGUUCAUGGUUGCAAGGGCGGCGUAGGCAAGUCGACGGUAGCUGCUGGCCUAGCCCUUGCCUUAAAAGACCAUGGCUGCACGGUAGGCAUAUGUGAUCUUGAUAUAUACGGCCCCAACAUCGCAUAUAUCCUCGGUGCCGACGAGUCUUACGUGAAAUGGAGGCGUGUGGAAUUGGAAGACGAGGUCAUUAAAUAUGACUCUCAAGUUCCAACCACUCCAAUACAGACGCAGGAAGCUUCCAGUGCAGAUGAGAUUUUAAGACUGCCGCAUGACGGUGAUGAGUUCCCUACAAUGGCUUUUGGAAAGGCUGAACCAAUCACUACUAGCCUUUUAGAACCCAAAGUGGUUCACGGCAUCAAGUUGAUGUCUUUUGCCUUCAUUAAGUCCAAACAGGAAUUAGGGUAUGCGGCCUUUAGGGGUCCGGUACUAGACCAGAUUGCUUCCGAGUUGGUCCUAAAGACCGAUUGGGGAGAUUUGGAUUACCUGAUACUUGAUCUCCCGCCGGGCACGGGCGAUGUAAUCAUAUCCAUUAUUGAGGACGUGACGCUGUCUGGAUUGGUUGCGGUGUCAACUCCGCAUGAGCUGGGAUGUAGCGACCUCAUGAGGGGACUUGGGCUUUUUCGGGACCACCAAGUUUCCACUUUGUGUCUAGUUGAAAACAUGUCAUAUUUUACCUGCGACGGUUGCAGCAAGUUGCAUCACCCAUUCGGUCAGCCGAAGGUUUCGUCACUAGCUACAUCGAUAGGCGUGGCUAACUACGUGUGCCUGCCGGUUAUGGCCAAUAACGGGAGCUUCGUGGAUGAGCUGGCGUCAAACGCAGACGCGUCGCGGAAAUUUUCGGAAAUCGCCAAGGCUGUCAUGGCCAACCACCUCACCACGAAAACAGCUUCGAAGAAGGCGAACAGCGAGGCACUCGGCGAUGGUCUUGAUGUUCCUGAACGCCGCGUUCCUUGCGCCAGUGCAAAUAAGGUAGAUGGCCUGGUUGACUCUCCUGAGUGGAGACACAUCGACAGCCUGCCUGCGUACGACACCGGCUGA
Molecule: messenger RNA, 1068 nt
Organism: Babesia ovata
Lineage: Eukaryota; Apicomplexa; Aconoidasida; Piroplasmida; Babesiidae
Product: MRP family domain-containing protein
Exons: 4
Coding region: 1-1068 (355 amino acids)
Biological process (GO): iron-sulfur cluster assembly
Molecular function (GO): 4 iron, 4 sulfur cluster binding; ATP binding; ATP-dependent FeS chaperone activity
Source: RefSeq, a predicted model, not a curated record